GAAUCUCUCGAUUGGAUAUCUUGUGCUCUUUUGGCCCUUCACUCAGAUUAUCUCUGGAUAGCAGUCGCUCUCUCAUUUAGUCCUUCAAAUAAUUUUCUCCUCCCUUUGUAGCUUUGUCUGCAGUUCUAUUUUUCCUUUCGUCUUUUGUCCAAUUCGGUUCGGAGAAAAUAUGGUUUACUCUUACAACAACUACCACCAUCUUGUUCCUUGUCUUCAUUGUCACCCACAUAGCUACAUCCGAAUGGUUCAGAAUCUGAUAGAGAGAUGCUUGCUUCUUCACAUGAACCAACAACAAUGCGUCAAGGCAUUGGCGCAGUAUGCAAGCAUUCAGCCGUGCAUUACGAUCACAGUGUGGAGAGAGCUUGAGAAGGAGAACAGGGUCUUCUUUGAAGCAUAUGUUCAUGCUGUCUCUUCCUACAGGUCUUUGUUGGGUAAGCGUUAAGGCAUAUACCCUACAAUCCCAAACCCUAAACUAUUAUGUAGAGUACAUGUAUUUAUGAAGUUAUUACCUGAUGAAGCGACUGUAAGCUAAUUAUGUUGAUAUUUGUCCGUCCCU
This is a messenger RNA of Hibiscus syriacus, 556 nucleotides long. RefSeq lists its product as uncharacterized. Bases 170 to 442 code for a protein of 90 amino acids. Lineage: Eukaryota; Viridiplantae; Streptophyta; Magnoliopsida; Malvales; Malvaceae. The transcript is spliced from 3 exons. The record is from RefSeq and is a predicted model, not a curated record.